Messenger RNA from Mesocestoides corti, 573 nucleotides. NCBI's taxonomy places the organism in Eukaryota, Metazoa, Platyhelminthes, Cestoda, Cyclophyllidea, Mesocestoididae. The record is from the annotation of a GenBank genome assembly.
AUGGCAUCCAUCUUUGCGCAAGCACAGCUACAGCCGCCGCUGCCACAGCCGCUUGGCGCGCUGUCGUCCAUCGAUCGACCGAUCGAUAGUUCAAAGGCUCUGUUUCUUGCACGUGUGCGUGCGUGCCUGCGUAAGUGUGCAAUUCCUAACAAACCGCCUGCUCGCCUCAUCGAUCGGCUCGCCGAUGCGCUGCGCCAUGUGUCACUUGUCAGCCACAUACGCUCAGAGCUCAAAUUAUUUGUGCCUGCGUGUCAAUUCUUUUGGCCUCAAAACUUACGAAAUUGUCUCUUUUCCUCCCUCCAUCUCUUUGGAUUCCAAGCUUAUUUUAUUAACCACAGCGACAAUGGUGCACAAGCCUUAACACAGUGGCGCACUCAUAAGACCAUAGUGGUUGCACCCCCCACACCGCCCCACUCUUCAAGCCCGAAUCAGGAGGAGGGUCCGAUUUUUCCUUCUCCACUUCGGCUGCUAGCGCCGCCGACACCUUCGCACAAAGCCUUAUCAUUACUGCGCACUGAUAAGACCACUGGCUGGCCCCUUCCUGUGCGCAGUCCGUAUCAGUCGUGUCAAUAA